CCAUGGCGAUGUGUUGACGUUUGCAGGUUCGUUCCCUCCCAGGCCGACGUGGCGGUCUUUGAUGCGAUCUCGGCCCCGCCCCCUGCUGACCUGUGCCACGCCCUCCGCUGGUACAACCACAUUAAGUCCUACCAGAGCCAGAAGAACAGUCUUCCAGGUGUGAAGAAGCCUCUGGGUCAGUACGGCCCUGCAGGUGUGGCCGACACCACCUCAGGCUCCGCCCCUGCGGCAAAGGAUGACGAUGACGACGACGACAUCGACCUGUUCGGCUCUGACGACGAGGAAGACGCCGAGGCAGCCAGGCUGAAGGAGGAGCGUCUGGCCGAGUACGCCGCCAAGAAGGCCAAGAAGCCCACCCUCAUCGCCAAAUCUUCGAUCCUGUUGGACGUGAAGCCGUGGGACGACGAGACGGACAUGGCCAAGCUGGAGGAGUGUGUUCGCAGCAUUCAGAUGGACGGGCUGGUCUGGGGACAGUCUAAACUGGUCCCGGUGGGCUACGGCAUCAAGAAGCUGCAGAUCGGCUGCGUGGUCGAAGACGACAAGGUGGGCACCGACAUCCUGGAGGAGCACAUCACAGCCUUCGAGGAUUUCGUUCAGUCGAUGGACGUCGCAGCUUUCAACAAGAUCUGAACACAAAGCGUCACAUUUAAUAAAGCACUUCAACACACACCAAA
Molecule: messenger RNA, 674 nt
Organism: Stegastes partitus (bicolor damselfish)
Lineage: Eukaryota; Metazoa; Chordata; Actinopteri; Pomacentridae
Gene: eef1b2
Product: eukaryotic translation elongation factor 1 beta 2
Exons: 6
Biological process (GO): translational elongation
Cellular component (GO): cytosol; eukaryotic translation elongation factor 1 complex
Molecular function (GO): guanyl-nucleotide exchange factor activity; translation elongation factor activity
Source: RefSeq, a predicted model, not a curated record